Messenger RNA from Arabidopsis lyrata subsp. lyrata, 639 nucleotides. Its product is annotated as transcription initiation factor TFIID subunit 13. The record is from RefSeq and is a predicted model, not a curated record. Gene Ontology annotation, biological process: transcription by RNA polymerase II. Bases 147 to 518 code for a protein of 123 amino acids. Lineage: Eukaryota; Viridiplantae; Streptophyta; Magnoliopsida; Brassicales; Brassicaceae. The transcript has 6 exons. Gene Ontology annotation, molecular function: protein heterodimerization activity.
AGACUAGAGAGAGAGAGAGAUCGAUCACUGAAGAAGAAGUCUCCCGUUUCUUCGUUUUCAUCAUCUUCAUCGCCGAUUUUGCUACGACCACCUCUGUUACUCCCGUCGAUCCAUCUCCGGAUUUGGGUUUUGAUUAUCAGAAGAAGAUGAGUAACACACCAGCAACGGCGGCGUCUAAAUCGAAAGCUGCGGGAACUUCUCAGCCACAGGAAAAGCGCAAAACCCUCUUUCAGAAAGAAUUGCAGCAUAUGAUGUAUGGAUUUGGCGACGAGCAAAACCCUCUUCCAGAGACUGUGGCGCUUGUAGAAGACAUUGUUGUGGAAUACGUCACAGAUUUGACACAUAAGGCUCAAGAAAUUGGUUCAAAGCGAGGAAGACUUCUAGUUGAUGAUUUCUUGUAUCUUAUCCGCAAGGAUUUGCCAAAACUGAACCGGUGUAGAGAAUUGUUGGCGAUGCAAGAAGAGCUGAAACAAGCACGCAAAGCUUUUGAUGUCGACGAGAAGGAACUAGUUGAUUGACCUUUCUUUAUUUUCAAGACUAUAUAAUACAAGUGGAGUUUUUUUAAAAAAAGUUAAAAAGCUUAGCAAAAAAGACAAAGAGCAAUGAGAGGAAUAUCCACAAAUUCUAGAUCAAAAUGAA